AUGACCGUCCACUCCCUGGAGGACUUGGAUACCUUCAAGUAUAGUGACCUGCAGAACUUGGCCAAGAGCCUGGGCCUCCGGGCUAACCUGAGGGCUGAUAAGUUGUUAAAAGCCUUGAAAGCACACCUUCAACAGGAAGCAAAAAAAGAAAAUGAGAAACAGACUGAAAGUCAAACUUCUUCCUCUUGUGAUGAGAGUGAGAUACAAAAUAGAGAUCAGGAACAAUCGGAGAGGAAAACAGUCAGCCACACCAAAACACGGAGAAGGCGCAUGACAAUUGAAGGAAACCCUAAUUCCCAGUGUCAUUCAGAGUUGAAGAUAAGUGAUCCCACUGAAUCCCAGAAUCGGGAGCAGCAGGUAAACCAGGAUUUCAAAGCUGCUGUAGAAGUUCCUUCUCAACCACAUGAGAGCCAAGUUGAUGAGAAUUCUGUUUCCAUGGGAAAAAGCAGAUUAAAUGGUAAUGAAGAUUCAAAGAUACCUUCAAAAAGACAGAGGUCUCUUUAUACAAAUGGUUUUCCAAAAGCUGGAAAAAAUAAAAAAUCUGGAAGCACUACUCCAAAUUUUAAGAAGCUUCAUGAGGCUCAUUUCAAGGAACUAGAGUCCAUCGAUCAAUAUGUUGAGAGAAAAAGGAAACAUUUUGAAGAGAACAACAAUUCACUUAAUGAAUUGAAGAAGCAGCCUGUUCACAGGGGUGUGGUGUUGACUCCAAUAUCGACUCCAGUUCUGCUCAGAAGGCCCUCUGUGGCUUGCACUCCCGGCAGCCAGCGACGCUCACAAUGUCGAUCUCAGGGCACCACAAGUCGGAGCAUCUUGUAUACAAAGCGGUCAGUCAAGUCCUCCACGUUCUCGGCAACAAAAAUGAAUGUCAGGUUUUCGGCUGCUACUGAAGAUAAUGAGCAUAAACGCUCACUGACCAAGACUCCAGCCAGAAAGUCUCCACAUGUGAAUGUAUCUGGGAGUACCCCCAAAGGCCUGACUGUGCUUGAGACACAAAAGUUAAAGGCUGCCAAGCCUGAUUCUGCUGCUGUUAUUACCCCCUUCAAACUGACUGCAGAGGCAGUGCAGACUCCUGUGUCCAGUAAGAAACCAGUGUUUGAUCUCAAAGCAAGUUUGUCUCGUCCCCUCACCUAUGAGCCACACAAAGGGAAGCUGAAGCCAUGGGGGCAAUCUAAAGAAAAUAAUGCCAUGAAUGAACAUGGAAGCAGAGUGAGCUUCUAUAAGAAAACGUACAAACAACCUCAUCUCCAGACAAGGGAAGAGCAGCGGAAGAAACAUGAGCAAGGACGAAAGGAGAAGAAAGCAAAGGUUUUGGGAGCCCGGAGAGGCCUCACUAUAGCAACAGAUUAA
Molecule: messenger RNA, 1347 nt
Organism: Chrysochloris asiatica (Cape golden mole)
Lineage: Eukaryota; Metazoa; Chordata; Mammalia; Afrosoricida; Chrysochloridae
Gene: NUSAP1
Product: nucleolar and spindle associated protein 1
Exons: 11
Coding region: 1-1347 (448 amino acids)
Biological process (GO): mitotic cytokinesis; establishment of mitotic spindle localization; mitotic chromosome condensation
Cellular component (GO): mitotic spindle; nucleolus; microtubule
Molecular function (GO): microtubule binding
Source: RefSeq, a predicted model, not a curated record